GUGAUAUCUUCGCGCGUUAAAUUACAUCGUAAUUUAUGAUCCUGGAUUUGAAUACUUCACACAGGAUAUGGUGUAUCUUCAAAGAGGAACAUCUUCUCUUGAAAUAUGUUUCCCAGUGGAAAAGGAAUGGAUAUUUGUAUGAAUUCAGUGUAUGCCUCCAUCCCUGGAUUACCGGAACUAGGGAUGGUAUGGAUGGGAGAUAUGAUGGUACAUGGAGAACCUACUCAUGAACUUAUGUUGGAUCCCCGUCAAGCAGAAAGUCCAUUUUUUUCUCAUGGUUCAAAUCCAUAUGAUGACAUUAGGAAUCAUCAAAUUGCACCUACAACCAUGGUACGGUAUCUACCGCCUCAAUUUGCUACCGAAUGUUCAGAACCUGAUGAAGCUAUGGAAGCAGCCGAUGCUCAGGAAAUGCAACAAGAAUAUGAUUCGCAAUCAGAAAGACAAGAAAUGACUGAAUAUUUAACAUUAGAAGAUUACAUGGGUGAUGAAGAAAGGGAGCAAGUUGUAAACAAUGCAGCAACCCAAACUACUCAGGACAAUCGUAAUAGGAAAAUAAAACCUAUAAAGCAUCCUGGACUUGUUUUAAAAACACCAAUUGCAUAUCAACCGCAUACAGAUUUAAAUUUUAUUCCCAUUCGUAAGGAUGGUAUAGCUGUUUGUGAAAAAUGUGGUGCUAUUGGUGUAAAACAUGCAUUUUAUACAAAGGAGCGUAGAUUUUGUAGUAGAGCAUGUGCACGGUCUUCAGAACAUACUGCUCCCACUGCAGAUUCUACAUACAGUCCAUCCCAUUCUGUAGAACCCCCUACAAUUGUGAAUUCACCUUCUCCACCUGAAUCCAAAGUGAUAAAUACUGCCUUAGUGAAGGAAGAACCAGAUAUAAAGGAGCCUAUUGAAUAUGAAAAACUAAAAGUUAUAGCUGAACCAGUGAUGCCAGAGGAUUUACCCGUAAGAAGAAAGAGAACUGCUGAAAUGGCAGGUUCUUAUGAUUGGACCCCACAGUUAGUGGAACCUGGAUUUUGUGCUGCUCCAGUAUCUUGCUUUAAACACGCACCUAUAUCAGAAAUAUGGGAUAAUAUAACAGUUGGUAUGAAAGUUGAAGUAGAGAAUACGGAUUGCGAUGAAGUAUGCGAAGCGUUCCCGGAUUCAUUUUGGGUUGCUACUGUAUUACGUAUAUCUGGCUAUAGAGCUUUAUUGAGGUACGAAGGUUUCGGUCUUAACGCUGAUAAAGAUUUCUGGGUAUCUCUGUGCUCCAAUGACAUACAUCCAGUAGGUUGGUGUGCAACUAUUGGUAAACCUCUCAUUCCACCUAAUACAAUUGCUAACAAAUACAAAGACUGGAAGGAUUUUUUAAUGAGACGAUUAACAGGUGCAAGGACACUGCCAACUAAUUUUUAUAAUAAAGUUAAUGAUAGUAUGAAGUCGCGUUUCAGAUGUGGACUUCAUUUGGAAGUAGUAGAUAAAAAUAGAAUCUCACAAGUAAAAGUAGCAACAAUACAGAAAAUUGUUGGCAAACGUUUACAUGUAAGAUACUAUGAUUCGCCACCCGAAGAUAAUGGUUUUUGGUGCCACGAAGAUUCCCCUCUGAUACAUCCUGUUGGCUGGGCCAAGAGGGUAGGGCAAACAUUGGAUGCAUAUCCGGAAUAUUUAGAACGUGUGACAAAAUCAAAAUUAUGUCAGGACGAUUCAACCGAAGAUCUUUUUUAUGUGCCAAAGAACCAUCACUUGCACCUUGGUUACACAUUUCGAGAAGGAAUGAAAAUAGAAGCCAUUGAUCCGCUUAAUCUUUCUGCCAUAUGUGCAGCAACGGUUAUGCAAGUUUUAAAAGAAGAUUACAUAAUGAUUCGUAUAGAUAGUUAUGAUGAGGAUGCAAGUGGUGCUGAUUGGUUUUGUUAUCAUUCAUGUUCACCUUGUAUUUUUCCGAUCGGAUUUUGUUCUCAACACGGUUUACCGCUUACGCCACCAAAGGGAUAUGAUCCCACUACAUUUACAUGGGAUACAUAUUUAAUGGAGAUAAAUACUAUACCUGCUCCAGUGCAAUUAUUUAACAGGGAAAUACCUCAACAUGGAUUUAUUGAAGGGAUGAGACUCGAAGCUGCUGAUUUAAUGGAUCCUAGAUUAGUUUGUGUUGCUACUAUUACCAGGGUGAUUGGGAGGUUAUUAAGAGUACACUUUGAUGGUUGGGAAGACGAAUAUGAUCAGUGGCUAGAUUGUCAGAGUCCUGACAUUUAUCCAGUUGGAUGGUGUGAUCUAGUUGAUCAUAAAUUAGAAGGGCCCCGUGUACUCAAUAAAAACAUUAGUCCUACUGUAAAAUCACCAAGAGGCCUUAAACGUAAAGCUAAGAGAAAACUGAAGAAAAGCAGCAAAAUGUCCUGCGCAAAAAACAUUCUACCUCGGCACAGUGAACGUAUCAGCAUGGCUCGCGAACGUGAACGAGAACUAGAGCCUGCUCAAGGAAUAAAAAUUGAAAGAGAACAUGAUGUGGAAAGUCUACCAGAACAAAGAAAUAGGGAACCAGAGCCAGCAGAAGAACCAGCUGGACCUGAUCAAACUUUACCUAGUCCUACUACUGGACAAGGUCAAGCAUUAAAUGAUACUCAAAGUGAGAUACAAAGCCCUCCACCACCAAAAGAACGAACUGCAACAUCGUAUAUUAAUGUGAUGUCUGCCACUAGUAAAUACAUCCCAAGGCUAGCAGAUGGUGUACAAAAAUGUUCGGAAUCUGGUGAUUUAGUGCCAUCUGAAUGGAAUGUGUUUGAUGUUGCACAAUUUCUUCGCGUUAAUGAUUGUGCAACGUAUUGCGAUAAUUUUAGUAAACGUAAAAUAGAUGGAAAAACUUUGUUAACACUCACCAAGGACCAAAUAAUAGACCUGACGGGUUUUAAAGUUGGGCCUUCUUUAAAAAUAUAUGAUCUUAUUCAGCAAUUAAAAAUCAAAGUGAAUCCAGCUCAGGAAAGGUUGAAAUUAGGAUUGAAAAAGUUAUUAUAACAAAGCUAGUAUGUAGUCAAUAACACGAAUAAGUUUCAUCAUUUCAUAAGAAUAAACAUGGAUUUACAGGUAAGGCAUGUAAAUGCAAGUAAUUCAAAAUUCAUAUUUUACAGUGGUUUUACAUACAUUUGUUUAUUAUAUGCUUUAUUAAUAUACUUAAUGUAUACACAUAUAGAUACGUAUAAAAAAAAGAGCUAAAGAUAAAGAUCUCAUUUUGUCAUAGAACAUAUCUUACUUUAUCGCGAAUUUGAACACAGUGGUAUUUAUUUAAAAUAAAUGGAUUAUUUCGUUU
Molecule: messenger RNA, 3277 nt
Organism: Colletes gigas
Lineage: Eukaryota; Metazoa; Arthropoda; Insecta; Hymenoptera; Colletidae
Product: polycomb protein Sfmbt-like
Exons: 10
Coding region: 106-2985 (959 amino acids)
Biological process (GO): regulation of DNA-templated transcription; heterochromatin formation
Cellular component (GO): nucleus
Molecular function (GO): zinc ion binding
Source: RefSeq, a predicted model, not a curated record